AUGCAAAAUGAAAACGUAGAGCUAUAUAAAAAAGCAAUAAAAGGGAGUGACUAUUAUUACCUUGUGAUACACCAACAAAAUUUUCCCCCUUCAGUAGUUUGUGAGCCAAAGAGCAUAUUCAGAGCUACCAACAAACAGCCAAAACUAUUAAAUAUAAUCAUGUUUAAGACAUCUAUCAGAACUGCCGCUCCAAGAACUUUCUCGCCAUUAAGGUUCACACACAAUUCCCAAUAUUUUAAAAGACUUCAAUCGUCUUAUUCUAAAAUAAAGAAAAUUUCAAACAUUGAAGAAUAUAAUAAACAGUUAGGCAGUACUAAUUUGUCGGUAUUUGAUUUCUAUGCUACGUGGUGUGGACCAUGCAAAGCUAUGGCUCCACAUCUUUCUAAAAUGGUAGAAACCUAUAGUGAACCCAAAAAGGUUAAUUUCUUCAAGAUUGACAUCGAUGAGAACCCUGAAAUUGCAAGAGCAGCAAAUAUUACUGCUGUGCCAACUUUUGUGCUAAACAAGAACAAUCAAAACGUUGAUACAAUAGUUGGUGCUGAUCCAAAUAAAUUGCAAAAAUCAAUAGAUUCGAAUGCAUAG
Molecule: messenger RNA, 582 nt
Organism: Henningerozyma blattae CBS 6284
Lineage: Eukaryota; Fungi; Ascomycota; Saccharomycetes; Saccharomycetales; Saccharomycetaceae
Gene: TRX3
Product: Trx3p
Exons: 1
Coding region: 1-582 (193 amino acids)
Source: RefSeq, a predicted model, not a curated record